Molecule: messenger RNA, 875 nt
Organism: Sitophilus oryzae (rice weevil)
Lineage: Eukaryota; Metazoa; Arthropoda; Insecta; Coleoptera; Curculionidae
Product: trypsin-like
Exons: 4
Coding region: 36-824 (262 amino acids)
Biological process (GO): proteolysis
Molecular function (GO): serine-type endopeptidase activity
Source: RefSeq, a predicted model, not a curated record
AAAAAUCAAUUACAUACUCCAGUCGCAAGGUAAAAAUGUUAAAAUUAACUCAGUUCGUUGUGUUGGCUUUGGCCGUUUGUCAUUUCGGUCAAGUUUUGGCCAUAGAAGGAGGUGAACCAGCUGCUGAUGGCGAAUUUCCUUAUAUGGUAUCUGUGAGAGACUCGCGUAAUAACCAUAUUUGUGGAGGUACAAUUAUCGGAGAUAUUUGGAUUCUAACAUCUAGUAUUUGCAAUACGAGAAGUUGGGGUGGAUAUGUUAGGUAUGGAUCAAAUCUAUUGGACGAUAAUGGUCAGUUGCCUGUGAAUGACAGUUUAAACAUUAUAAAAGUAAAUUAUUCGAUGUAUAACGAAUGGGCUUCUGACCUUCCACCCUAUACACACGAUUUGAAUUUAAUUCGUCUCGAGGAACCUAUACAAUUCAGUGAAACGGUCCAGCCUGUCCAGCUGCCAGUUUUGGACCAAGAAUGGCCAUAUAAUCAAACAGCCACGAUCCUAGGUUGGGGCAAACCUCAUUAUUGGAGAAGCCAGGUGCAUCUUCAAAAGGCUAACGUUCCAUUAUAUACGGACGAAUAUUGUCAUGACUACGAAUUUGAAAAUUGGAAAAUUCCUGAUGUUUUUGUUAUGAAAUGUGGUGGUGUAGUAAAUCAAACAUUCCAUUGUUUUAACGACUAUGGAGGCCCAGUUAUCUAUGAUGGAAUACAGUAUGGUAUACUGUCCUACGUCUACAAUAGUGCCGAUGCAGAAUACGUGUGUGGACAGUUUCCAAGCAUUUAUUCUCCAGUUUCCUACUUUAGAGAGUGGAUCAAAGAAGCAACUGGCAUUUAAAACAUCUUAAAUAGAAUAUAUACAUAUAAAUAAAUAAAUUGCAUUAGUUUA